Anguilla anguilla (European eel) is the source of this 1562-nucleotide messenger RNA. RefSeq lists its product as uncharacterized. Lineage: Eukaryota; Metazoa; Chordata; Actinopteri; Anguilliformes; Anguillidae. The record is from RefSeq and is a predicted model, not a curated record. The coding region runs from base 148 to 1191 and encodes 347 amino acids. The transcript is spliced from 11 exons.
CGUGUUUCUCGCGGCCACAGUGACCUGGGCGCCGGUGCUGUGUUUGUCUGUGUGAAACUGGCAUUCGCUCUCCGCUCUCCAUCUGGAUGUCAUUAUGCCUGCGAGUAUAAAACAGCCGACUGACGCGCUCGCCUGCAGUGCCUGGCCAUGGAAGGGGCUGUUCUGGUGUGGUUGCUCUGCCUGCAGGGCAGCCUGCUCGUGAAUACCCUCAACUGUGCGGACAAAGGGACAUGGGGACAGACGGAGGAGUAUAGGAGGGAGUGUGUGGGUGGUGAUGCCACCAGAGCACUGCCAGCUGAACUCACGGAACGAAAGUCACCGGCACCACCUGGAGCACUUUGGGAGCCUGGUCUUGCACAGCUGGCGAAAAGGGUGAGACGACAGACAGACCCUAAAAAGAGGAGGAGGCCACCCGGAACCUUCUCUGUCCUCGGAAUCACAUUUGGUUCAGAGCCGACAGAGAAACCACCACCCUCCAGGUCAAAGAGACAGUUGGAGAGAGAAAGGGACCGGCCCAAAAAACUCCACUACCCAGGCAGCACAUCUGUAACAGGACAGCCGAUGCGUCUAAUGCUGACGGAGAGAUCGCCGAGGCAGCUGCCAGCCAUGAAGACGAAGCCCAGACGCAAGCCCCGCGUCGGCUCCUUCUCUCUCCUGAGCCACAAACAGCCCAAAUCCCUGCAGGUUACAAGAGUGAGGAGACAACUUCAAAAUGACAAGAUGAAGAAGAAGAAGAAGAAGAAUAAAAGGCCAGGGCAGUAUUCUCCCUUGGGUGACAGUCGUCCUCCAUUGGAGGUUACAAGAGUGAGGAGACAACUUCAAAAUGACAAGAUGAAGAAGAAGAAGAAGAAGGAUAAGUGGCCAGGGCAGUAUUCUCCCUUGGGUGACAGUCUUCCUCCAUUGGAGGUUACAAGAGUGAGGAGACAACUUCAAAAUGACAAGACGAAGAGGAAGAAGAAUAAAAGGCCAGGGCAGUAUUCUGCCUUGGGUGGCAGUCUUCCUACAUUGGAGGUUACAAGAGUGAGGAGACAACUUCAAAAUGACAAGACAAAGAAGAAGAAGAAUAAAAGGCCAGGGCUGCAUUCUGCCUUGGGUCGCAUUCGUCCUACAUUGGAGACAGAAAGUCAAGAGAAACUUACAACCAAAGAAGAAAAACUUGAAGAAAAUUGUUUGUUCUUGAAUGCACCAUAAACCUUUCCGAGGAAUAUGGCAAUGGAAGGAGGCAUAUGAGACAAUGUUUCAUGAGCUUUGCAACUUACAAAGUUAAAAACAUGCCUGUGCCACACAUAUUCAACAUUUAUUAUGUAUGUACACAAGAAGAAAAUACAGUAUCAGCAGAAAUUUAGUACAUUUGUAAUUACUUCAAUCAAAAGCUUGUCACAAUUAAUAUGUAAUUACUCAUUGCCAGUAACACUCAUAUACCUAUAUUGUCUCAUAAACUUUCAUAUUCUGAGUCUUUCACAAUCAAUGGGAUAUAAUAUUAUCGUGUUUGUAAUAAGCCUUUCUUUUUAAGAAGCACACUAACUUAAAAUAACUAUGUAUUAAAUAUUCUGCAUAUUUCA